Molecule: messenger RNA, 3731 nt
Organism: Echinops telfairi (small Madagascar hedgehog)
Lineage: Eukaryota; Metazoa; Chordata; Mammalia; Afrosoricida; Tenrecidae
Gene: PPP4R4
Product: protein phosphatase 4 regulatory subunit 4
Exons: 25
Coding region: 46-2667 (873 amino acids)
Cellular component (GO): protein serine/threonine phosphatase complex; cytosol
Molecular function (GO): protein phosphatase regulator activity
Source: RefSeq, a predicted model, not a curated record
UCCCGGGGCCGCUCGGGCCGGGGCGGUGAGGGGGCCCGGCGGUCCAUGCAUCCGCCGCUGCCCGCCGCCGCCGCGAUGGAUUUCAGUCAGAACAGCCUGUUCGGCUACAUGGAGGACCUGCAGGAGCUCACCAUCAUCGAGAGGCCGGUCCGCCGGAGCCUCAAGACUCCAGAGGAAAUUGAAAGGCUGACAGUUGAUGAAGACCUCAGCGACAUUGACCGAGCUGUUUAUCUGCUCAGCGCUGGCCAAGAUAUCCAAGGGACAAGUGUGAUCGCAAAUCUUCCCUGUCUGAUGCGCCAGAAUCCUGCUGAGACACUUCGGAGAGUUUUGCCAAAAGUCAGAGAAGUCCUGCGUGUUGCAGGGGUGGAAAUGCAGUUAACAGCUGCGGUGUCAUUUCUGACCAUCCUGCAGGAAGAAUCAGUGUCAAUCCAUGCAUAUGCCCACUCCUUCCUACAAAUCAUUCUACUGCAUCUGGAGCACCGGGAUGCAGCUGUCAGUAACGCGUGGCUGGAAACCCUUCUGUCUGUGGUGGAAGCUUUGCCAAAGGAAACCCUAAGGCAUGAGAUUUUGAAUCCACUUGUUUCCAAGGCACAACUAUCUCAAACAGUACAGUCUCGUUUAGUGAGUUGUAAAAUUUUAGGAAAAUUGACCAACAAAUUUGAUGUCCACACUAUUAAAAGAGAAAUAAUUCCACUGGUGAAAUCACUCUGCCAGGAUGUAGAAUAUGAAGUUCGAUCUUGUAUGUGUCGGCAAUUAGAAAACAUAGCUCAGGGUGUUGGGACAGAGCUUACAAAAAGUGUGGUGCUUCCGGAAUUAGUAGAACUCUCUAGAGAUGAAGGCAGCAGUGUGCGUCUUGCAGCCUUUGAAACCCUGGUGAAUCUGCUUGACAUAUUUGACACAGAUGACAGAAGUCAAACGAUACUUCCCUUAGUGAAAUCAUUUUGUGAAAAAUCUUUCAAAGCAGAUGAAUCAAUUCUUAUUUCCUUAUCCUUCCAUUUAGGAAAGCUAUGCCAUGGACUGUAUGGGAUUUUUACCCCAGAUCAACACUUGCGAUUUUUGGAGUUUUACAAGAAACUUAGUACGCUAGGCUUGCCACAAGAAAAUGGACACAGUGAAAAUCAGGUCCCACCCCAGCUCCUGGAGCAGGAAAAGAAGUACACCUCAGUACGGAAGAACUGUGCUUACAAUCUCCCGGCCAUGAUUGUUUUUGUUGAUCCUAAAAACUUCCACAUGGAACUCUAUUCUACAUUCUUCUGCCUUUGUCAUGACCCUGAAGUGCCAGUCAGAUACACUAUUGCUAUUUGCUUUUAUGAAGUCUCUAAACUUCUGAAUUCUGGAGUAUAUUUAAUACAUAAAGAACUCAUAACGCUGUUAGAAGAUGAAUCACUAGAGGUACUAGAUGCCCUUAUAGUUCAUCUUCCAGAAAUCCUGGAACUGAUGUCUGGUGUUGGAGAAAGCAGUGGUCAAGAAAAUAAGCUAUCAGCUCUGCCAGAAUUCAUCCCUGCACUCACAGCUGCAGAACAGCGAGCAGCAGCCUCUUUGAAGUGGAGAACUCACGAGAAGUUACUGGACACAUACGCUUGCCUGCCACACAUCAUAUCAAGUGACCAGAUUUAUUACCGUUUCUUACAAAGAAUGUUCACAAUCAUGAUGACAAAUAAUGUCUUGCCUGUCCAAAAGGCAGCAUCACGAACCUUGUGCAUUUUUCUGCGUUAUAAUCGGAAACAAGAGCAGAGACACGAGAUCAUUCAAAAAUUAAUUGAACAGCUGGGCCAAGGAAAAAGUUAUUGGAAUAGACUUCGAUUUUUGGAUACCUGUGAAUUUAUUAUAGAGAUCUUUUCCAAGUCAUUUUUCUGUAAAUAUUUCUUUCUACCUACUAUUGAACUGACACACGACCCAGUAGCAAAUGUGAGAAUGAAGCUUUGCUCCUUGUUGCCCAAAGUGAAGGCUACUCUGAAGAUCCCCGCCGACAAGCAUCUACUUCAGCAGUUAGAAAUGUGUGUGAGGAAGCUCCUCUGUCAGGAAAAAGAUAAAGACGUCCUGGCCAUUGUCAAAAGGACGGUGUUAGAGUUGGACAGAAUGGAGAUGUCCAUGGAUGCUUUUCAGAAGAAGUUUUAUGAAAAGGAUUUACUGGAUCAAGAGAAAGAACGAGAAGAACUACUACUUUUGGAAAUGGAACAAAUAGAGAAGGAGAAGCAGCAGAAUGACGGAAGAUCCAUGAGUGAAAAGAUCUUUGAAAAGAAACGCAGAGACACUAAGACAUCGACAAACCUGCCCAAGAACAUCCCUGUUUCGGUUCCUGGCCCCUCUUCUGCCAACCCAGCGACAAGCAAAGAAAUCAAGAAAUCCAAAUUGAUUCGAAGCCAGUCUUUUAAUAAUCAAGCUUUUCACACAAAAUAUGGUACCUUAGACAAGUGCACUAGUAAAAGUUCUACCGCGGGAUACGCAGGCCCUGUCUCAGGGAUAACAAAGACUUCUAUACUUUCACUAACUGAUGACUCCUUCCGGCCCACCCGUAAUGCCAGUAGCCUCCCUGCGGCCUUUUCUCCCAGCACUCCCUUACCAAGCACUUCCCGGGGGGCAAGUCAUGUAGCUGAUGCCAAGAGCAGCGGAAGUAAAGACCAGCAACGGAAGGCUCCCUUAAAAUCCAGAAAGUCCAAUCCUUAAAUCAUCUCCUUGAAGGAUGGAGGCUAAACAGAGAGAGCUGGCGAGACCGUGAUUGACGGACAAAUGCUAUAGCAAUGGCUGGGCUUUUUGUGUUUCACACUUUUUUAAUGACUGGAGAAGAGAGCUGUCAUAGCAUCCAAUGUUGCUGAACUUUCCCUAUCUGAAAUUAGAUUCCCUAGGAGGUAUAAUAGAUAUUUCUAUAAUAAUGUGAUUGCAGAAUUCCAAUGUUUCGCAGAAGUCUAGCAAAAACAAGCAGGAAAACCCAAACAACUUUAGGUCUGUGCUCCCCCUCCUGCUGCAAAAGAGACACACCUGCCUUUAUCCAUGCGGAACCAUCUAUUUCACUUAGAGUUUCAGCAUUUCAAAACUGUCCGAAGUUGAGUUGGCGACUGACCACUUGGAGCAGGCCUGGAGAGGGAGGGGCUGAGUGCAUUUUCUAACCCAUCUUCCAGCCCCGCUGAAACGUCACACCCAGGAGGGAGGGUCCCAAAGCCACCUGACUGCAGGGACAUGCACCAAUUUAAAUUUGGCAAAGAGAAUCCUUUGAAGAUUUCCGAUCACUUUUAGCUACCAGUACCUGAAAAAUGAUAGAUUGAUGAUUUCCUUUCAUGUCCCAGAAGAAUUUAUUUUAUAAAUCUGUUGUUUACGUUUUAGAUUGUAUUUGUCCUGACUUAAUUGAAAAUGAUGACUAGUUUGAACCGGCUGUUAUUCCAAGCUAUCAUGCUUAAGCGAUGCCAACAGCAUUGGUUUAUACUGAUGCUAACGCUACCAGCAGAACUUGCCUGCGAAGCAUAAACCAUUCUUAAUUUGAAAAUAUUUGAGAUGUACUGUAUGAAGCUAUUGUCAGCUUCUGUAUUUCAAAAAUGUAGUCAGCAUAUCAUUAUAUUGCUAUUAGAAGAUAUUUGGUUUUUUAAAAAAUAUAUAUUGAUGUAUGAUAAAGAUCAUCUAAUUUGUGAAGGCCUAUGUGUGUGUGGUUACUUUUUAUAAUGUGAAUAAUGAAUAAUGAAUUUACCCCAAAUAAAACAUAGGUCAAAGGAAAACCUAUGUUUGUGAAAAGUUUAAAA